Molecule: messenger RNA, 2110 nt
Organism: Procambarus clarkii (red swamp crayfish)
Lineage: Eukaryota; Metazoa; Arthropoda; Malacostraca; Decapoda; Cambaridae
Source: RefSeq, a predicted model, not a curated record
AACGGGCUCAUUAUUUACCUGCAUAUACCUGAAGGCCACCAUCUCUAGUGGCCUUGGCGGGGACAGGAAUCUGUUGGUCCUUUCAUGAAUACAUCUUCUCCAGAAGACUUCCAGUUACUGAUUAUCGCCUUGCAGCUGAAAGCCUUGCCAUUACUUAGUUUUCGUAUUAAAACCGAAAAUUCUUGCCGAUAAAAUAUGUCACUCCGAGAGUUGAGGUCCAUGGUGUGGGUGGUGGUGGUAGUGAUGGGCACGGUGUUGGGUGUACGGUGUCUGGUGUUAAGCUACAUUGACGUGGACGUUCGGCCUGUAACCUACGGUGAACCGCCACGUAACUCCCCGCACAAACAUCAUCAAUCAUGUAGAUCGCUGUUUACAAUUACAGACGCGUUUCAGUAUAAACACAAAGUAAAUAAUUCCAGUGAAACAGGCGGCCUGGGUUCGCUAAGUGAAGGCUGGGGAACGAGUGAGGAGCCUUUACGUAUUAAUUCCGAAACCGUUGGGAGAGUGCGACGCCUCGUGCGGAAGCGAGAGUCCCCUUCAGGAGCGUCGACUCCUGACUAUUAUUCCAUCGCCAGACUCCUCCCCAAGUUGCUAUUCCUAGGACAACCUGAUCCCAACACUGAUGCAGGUAGUACAGGUGAAAUAGAACGACAAACACCCAUAAGAGAAGAAAGAAGAAAAAAACGACGACCUCCAUAUUUCCUGCGAAGAAGUAGAAUUACUGGAGGAGUCCUGCCACAUGUUUCCUGUCGAAUAGCGUUGUAUGAGCGGCCCUCCAUCUUCGCCGCCUGCAUCAGGAAGAGGGUGGAGAGGAAGCCCAAACUGUGGCUGCACUUCAUGGGCGACUCCAAGAUCAGGAUGUUAUUCGACAACGUGCUCAACAGGACGGACUCAGUGUACCAUUAUAUGGUCAAACAUCAUGAAGCCAAUCACCACCUACAGGAUAUGGACGAGCCGUGGUCUGAGAUGGUUAAGAGGUGGAACCACAGAGACAUCCGCUACCGGGACAUGGAGGUCACUACCCGGCUCCAACCCCAGCUGCUCCUCACAUACAGUUUCAGAGACUUCAACCAGCCACACUGGGCCUACUAUGACCAGACCAAAGAGCUGCAGGAGCUGGACGCCUGGGCCUCUGGGAGCGCUCCCGUGCCUGACCUCCUGGUCCUUGGAUACGGCUCGUGGUUGAUGCAGAUAACUGAGUUAACAAUGAGAGACUCCCAGAACUUCCCACACGACAUCCUCGACUUGCUUCUGACGAUGCACCAGAAGGUCGUCCCGCUGCUGGAGAAGAUUUCAGAAAGGUGUCGUGUGUUGGUCGUGCCGCAGAGUCGCAUGCGGCCUCACUCAGACUACAAGAUGAACUUCCUUGCCGCCUUUAACCCAGCUUACUUUGACUGGUCGGAAAAGACCUUCCUGUACCUCCAGAGUCAGUACCGGACAUCCUGGGGCUCAACAACUGCUCGCUCUGCUGCGGUCGCUGCUGCAAGUUAUCGUGUCAUUGAAGCUGCUCGUUCCCAUGCGACUGCUGCUGCUCUAUCUAGUUACUCUAAUGGUCGUGACAAUGGUACAGCCACUUCUCCUCCCUGGGGAUCAAAAGACUCAUCAGCACCACAAGAAACCAAACUUGCAGAAACAAAAUGGCAAGAUACUUCGGAUCCCAUGGCCGACAUGGUCCAAACCGAGACCCAACCUCAUAUUACGGCUUCACCAAACUAUCCAAAACCCCACAAACUCCCAUACGUGACCACGACCCAGAGAGAGCUCUCAGGCGACUACCUCGACCACCUAGACCCUAUCCAGACCUCCUCCUCGGGGUUGUGGUGGUGGGACUCUAGCCUCCCUCUCAAUCUAGCAGCGAUUCUAGAGUGUGAUGAGCUGUACCAGCAAGGGUACACCUGGAGUGGGUUGUACGCCGACCCUCAGCUCCACUGCAGGGACGGCCAGCACCCUGAUACACUCUCACUCUCCGACAUGACCACCAUGCUCAUGAACCUUAUGUGUAACUCCCUGCUACAACAACACGAACCCGCUUUGUGUUGUGGGUAGUGGCUUUGUGUUGUGGGUCGUGGCUUUGUGUUGUGGGUCGUGGCUUUGUGUUGUGGGUAGUGGC